GACUGACCGACACACGUCAGAGCGCUAGAGGUGGUCUUCGCCUGGAUCUCAUCCGUUCAUACCGUCUCUGGUGCUCGUGUUUUCGGAUGCUAGGUGUGAGGAGGGUCGCGCCCUGGGGAGAAAAUACUCCGGAUCACUCCUACGGCAUUCCAGAAAAAAAUCCCUUCAUUUGAAUAUUGGCAGAGCGAGCAUCAGACCCUGGACACUACAUCUAGUGAGGAGAAUACCGUCAGGAUUUAAACGCUCCACAACCACCACCUCCUGUCAUCCUCUCCCCUCCACCUCUCUCUCCUCUACCUCUCUCUUUCCUUCACCUCACUCUCUCCUCUACCUCUCUCCACCCCUCUGCGGUGCCAGGGACUCCCUCCCGGGUGAAGUCAUGGCUUGGGGUUGGUGGUGCUGGUGGAGGAUCGUUUUCAUGAUGAGCAUCUUCCGUCACUACCGGAGCGCCAUGCUGGACUGCCCGCCAAGCUGUAUCUGUUCCCCGGAGGAAGUGUUCUGUAACCGGUCUGACAGCGACCGCUUCUUCCCGUUGCUUGUCGUCCAAGAGCAUGAGAGCAACCGAUCCACUGGCGACAUGGAGGACCUGUUCACCAACAUCACUUCCAUACACAUAGAGAACUGGAGCGGACUGCAGACUCUCAGAGAUGUGGACAUGGAACUCUACAUCGGCCUGCAGCGACUGACCAUAACUAGCUGUAGGUUGAGGUCUAUCCAUGCGCGUGCCUUCCACCAGAACAUUGAACUGUACUACAUAAACCUGUCGAAGAAUCCCCUGACCACACUGUCCUGGCAGCUCUUCAAACACCUCCAACUCUCUGAGCUGCGACUAGAGGGUGUAGAGUUUGUGUGUGGCUGUGGUCUCCGCUGGCUGCAGCUGUGGCAGCAGAGGGGAGAAGCUUCUCUCCACACUCAGACGCUGGUCUGCAGGAACCGAGACGACGUCAUCCCCCUGCACAACAUGUACAUCACUAGCUGUGACCUUCCUGAGGUCAGUGUGAGUGCGUCCAGUGUGUUUGUGACAGAGGGGGACGAUGUGACACUGAGCUGCAACGGGACGGCCUCCCCGCUACCCGAGGUGGACUGGACCGUAGGGGGUCUACACACCAUCAACACACACCAGUCUAUUGUCUACAGUCCUAGUCUCCACUCCAUCAGUAUGCGUCUUUUCAACACCAGUCCGGAUGAUAACGGCUUCCAGCUGAUCUGCAUCGCUGAGAACCUGGUGGGCAGCAGCAACGCCUCCGUGCAGCUGAACGUCAUGUUCUCUCCGGUGAUCCUAAAGCUGUCAGCGCCCCAGCGUCGCCAUGACACCUGUCUGGAGUUCUGGGUCCGCGGCCACCCUCCCCCCCGGCUACGCUGGCUCCGGGGCGCCCGCGACCUGAUCCAGUCCGACGUGAUCCGCCUGGAGCUGGACUCCUACCGAGACUCCCUGGAGGGCUGCCUGCUCUUCAGGAACCCCACCCACCUGGACAACGGGAACUACACCCUAGAGGCCACCAACACCCUGGGCACGGCCACCAAGACCCUCUACGCCCAUUUCCUGCAUCCGCCCGACCUCGACGAGGAGGAUCUCUCCUAUCCUGAUCCUGAAACACCAGAGGAAGAAACCUUCGGGGUGACGGUGGCUGUGUGUCUGGCAGGAUCCGCUGGUAUUUUCUUCCUCAUUCUCUUCCUCCUCAUCAACAAAUAUGGCCGCCGCUCCAAGUUGGGUAUGAAAGGACCCGUUGCUGUCAUCCACGGUGAGGAAGACUCAGCUACUCCUCUUCAUCACCUAAACCAUGGGCUCCUUUCUCCGUGCGCCCUGGAGGCGGGGCCUGAUGCUGUCGCCAUGGCGAUGACUCACAUCCCUGCCGAGCAGUCUCAGCAGCUUCAGACAUACUACAGACCCAGCAGCUCCAGCCCCGCCUCCUUCGUGCCGCACAUCCAGAGGAGGGACAUCAUCCUGAAGAGGGAGUUGGGGGAGGGGGCCUUCGGCAAGGUCUUCCUCGCUGAGUGCUAUGACCUCCACCCUACCACCCCCAAGACCCUGGCUGCAGUCAAGACCAUCAGAGAGCCCAGUCUGUCUGCGAGGAAGGACUUCCAGCGCGAGGCGGAGCUGCUGACCAACCUGCAGCACGAGCACAUCGUCCAUUUCUAUGGCGUGUGUGUUGACGGGGACCCGCUCAUCAUGGUGUUUGAGUACAUGAAGCACGGGGACCUCAACAAGUUCCUCAGGGCUCACAGUCCUGAUUCUAUUGUCCUGGUGAACGGGGAGCACGCGCAGACUAGUGGACACCUGGCUAUGUCCCAGAUGCUCCUCAUGGCCUCCCAGGUGGCCUCUGGGAUGGUGUACCUGGCCUCCCAGCACUUCGUCCACCGAGACCUGGCCACGCGCAACUGUCUGGUGGGCGACGGCCUGGUGGUGAAGAUCGGGGACUUCGGCAUGUCCCGGGACAUCUACAGCGCCGACUACUACAGGGUGGGAGGUCACACCAUGCUUCCUAUCCGAUGGAUGCCCCCAGAGAGUGUGCUCUACAGGAGGUUCACCGUGGAGACGGAUGUUUGGAGCUUUGGGGUGAUCAUAUGGGAGAUCUUCACCUACGGGAAGCAGCCCUGGUUUCAGCUGUCUAACACUGAGGUAAUGGAGUACUUAGUGCAAGGGGCGGUUCUCGACAGGCCGAGGGCGUGUCCUAAGGAGGUGUAUGACAUCAUGCUGGGAUGCUGGCAGACCGACCCUCAACUCAGACUCACCAUCCAGGAGCUUCACAGGCUGCUGCUGCUCCUGGGGAAGACCUCCCCCAACUACCUGGACAUCCUGGGCUAGAGCCAACCCGGCCUGGUCCUGGUCUUGGUCCUGGUCGUCCUGGUCUGGUCUGGUCUAAUCCUCGUCCUGGCGUAGUCUGGUUCUUGUCUGGUCUGGUAUGGUCAGGUCUGGAUUGGUCCUGGCCUGGUCUUUCCUGGUCUGGUAUGGUCCUAGUCCUGGUCUGAACUUGUCUGGUGUCACUCAGACCUGACACUGAUGGAACUUAAGUGCCUGUAAGACAUUUGGAUACCUCAGGAUUAUGAAGAAUCGUAAAAACACGUUUUCUGGAUUAUAAUAGAAGAAACAAGUGGAAGUGUAUUAUUUUCUUAGAACUGGUCUCGAAGGGUAAGGCAGUGUAAUGCAUUUGAUUAAGAAAAAAAAUGUUCCCUUCUUUUUCGGAAUGAACAAGAUAAUUAUCUCCGAUUUUUGAGAAAAGAUUUCAUGAAAUAGAAAAUCUGCCUUGUUUCACUGAAUUAAUGAAAUAUCUCAGAUUUCCAAAGGAUCUCUUAUUCACUUGAAAAUUUGAUUUUUGGAAGCAACAAGUCCGGCCUGUUAAAUUGAAUCCAGUUUUAUUUGGGUUUGUAAUUUGGGAGAUAUCAUGUCUUUAAGUCAUAAAGAUGGUACUGUUAUGAGUUUGUCGGAUUUGCGCCGGCACCUCAGGACUUUUCCGGUGUUCAGACCCAAAGCCCUUGCUGACAUAAUUUGGCACGUAACAUGUAACUCCUUAUAUGUUAAUAUCAAGAUGCCUAUUUUGAGGCAUCUUGAUAUUUCAGAAAUACAGAGCAGUCAUUUCUUUUCACUCCAACUUUUCUCAGAACUCGAGAUAAUUACCUUGUUCAUUCAGAAAAACAGGGCAAUUUUUUUAUCAAGUGAAUGCAUUAUGCUUCACUAUGUAGAAAUAUAUACUAAUAAAUAUAUUUUAUAUAGAAAUAUACAUGUAUUUAUUAGUUUUGUGGAAGUGCCAUCAAGGAUAUCUGAUUGGCUGUGCUGUACUGGUCGAUUCCUGUAGUUGUUUUCCUUGUCAUCAUUGUGUUCACUGUCACUUUUUUGUGGUUCUCCCCUGUAGGUCACAUAACCACAGAAAUGCAACGUUGUGUGUGUGUGUGUGCGUGUCUGUGUGUGUGUGUGUGUGUGUGUGUGUGCGUGUGUGUGCGUGUGUGUGAUUUUGUUAUUUCAUACAUUUUCAGUUGAAUUUAAUCCAGUUCUACCAGCAGCUGUAUGUCUAGAGGAGGAAGCAAAGGAGGAGGAGUAGGAGGAGGAGUGAGAGGAGGAGUAGGAGGAGGAUUAGGAGGAGGAGUAGGAGGAGGAGGAGUAGGAGGAGGAGUGAGAGGAGGAUUAGGAGGAGGAGUAGGAGGAGGAGUAGGAGGAGGAGUGAGAGGAGGAUUAGGAGGAGGAGUGAGAGGAGGAUUAGGAGGAGUAGGAGGAGGAGUUAGAGGAGGAGUAGGAGGAGGAUUAGGAGGAGGAGUAGGAGGAGGAGUAGGAGGAGGAGUGAGAGGAGGAUUAGGAGGAGGAGUAGGAGGAGGAGUGAGAGGAGGAUUAGGAGGAGGAGUAGGAGGAGGAGUAGGAGGAGGAGUGAGAGGAGGAUUAGGAGGGGAUCCGAAAAAAGUGGUAGAGGAGGAGAAGGAUGAGGAGAAAGAGGAGGUAGGGAAUGAGGAGGAGGAGGAGGAGGUAGGGGAAGAGGUAGAGGAGAGACAGGGGUAAAUGAAAUGUCUCCUUCCUCUAUGUCUGCCUCUACCUCUGAUUUUAACCUUCACUGAAAGGACAUUUAGUUUGUUUUUGUUUCUCUGUUUUUCAAAUGUUAGUACUUAAUGAUCACAAUAUGUUUACUAAACUGCUACUUCUUCACUAUCUGUUUCCUUUAUUAAAAUAAUGAAUUAUUCUAUCAAUUACCCUUCCCUGUCUUUCACACACAAACACACACACACACACGCACGCACACACACACACACACACACACACACACACACACACACACACACACACACACACACACACACACACACACACACACACACACACACACACACACACACACACACACACACACACACACACACACACACACACACACACAGACAGACAGACAGACAGACAGACAGACAGACAGACAGACAGACAGACAGACAGACAGACAGACAGA
This is a messenger RNA of Gadus macrocephalus (Pacific cod), 4925 nucleotides long. It is a transcript of the gene ntrk3b, whose product is annotated as neurotrophic tyrosine kinase, receptor, type 3b. Lineage: Eukaryota; Metazoa; Chordata; Actinopteri; Gadiformes; Gadidae. Gene Ontology annotation, cellular component: plasma membrane; axon; signaling receptor complex. The record is from RefSeq and is a predicted model, not a curated record. The transcript has 17 exons. Bases 380 to 2806 code for a protein of 808 amino acids. Gene Ontology annotation, molecular function: ATP binding; neurotrophin receptor activity; neurotrophin binding. Gene Ontology annotation, biological process: regulation of phosphatidylinositol 3-kinase/protein kinase B signal transduction; cellular response to nerve growth factor stimulus; cell surface receptor protein tyrosine kinase signaling pathway.